Juglans microcarpa x Juglans regia is the source of this 1601-nucleotide messenger RNA. Its product is annotated as serine carboxypeptidase-like 45. Gene Ontology annotation, cellular component: vacuole. Bases 29 to 1414 code for a protein of 461 amino acids. The record is from RefSeq and is a predicted model, not a curated record. NCBI's taxonomy places the organism in Eukaryota, Viridiplantae, Streptophyta, Magnoliopsida, Fagales, Juglandaceae. The transcript has 10 exons. Gene Ontology annotation, biological process: proteolysis. Gene Ontology annotation, molecular function: serine-type carboxypeptidase activity.
CCAGGUGCUUUUCUUUUGGGGUUGGAUCAUGCUUUCUCUACCAUUGAAAACCAAGGCAAUGGCUGUAGCUUUGCUUCUGCUACAUUUUUUUACAGCAGCAGUAUCUUCUCCUUCUCAGGUUGAUAGAAUUGACAGGUUGCCGGGUCAACCCCAAGUCGGGUUCGGGCAGUAUUCAGGUUAUGUGACCGUUGAUGCUAAAAAACAGAGAGCUUUGUUUUACUACUUUGCUGAAGCUGAGGUGGAUCCAGCUUCAAAGCCUCUUGUUCUCUGGCUAAAUGGAGGUCCUGGUUGUUCUUCAUUAGGAGUUGGGGCAUUUUCUGAAAAUGGGCCAUUUAGGCCAAGUGGGGAGGUACUUGUCAGGAACCAAUAUAGCUGGAAUAGAGAAGCAAAUAUGUUGUACUUGGAGUCACCAGUUGGAGUUGGGUUUUCUUAUGCAACUGAUUUCUCCUCUGAUGAGGCUGUAAAUGACAAGAUCACAGCCAGGGACAAUCUGGUGUUCUUGCAAAGAUGGUUUGAGAGAUUCCCACUAUAUAGGAACAGAAGUUUGUUCAUUACGGGGGAGAGCUAUGCUGGUCAUUAUGUUCCCCAACUAGCAGAACUCAUGCUUCAAAUGAAGAAGGAGUUGUUCAACUUGAAAGGCAUUGCUUUGGGUAAUCCUGUCUUAGAGUUUUCCACGGACUUCAAUUCAAGGGCUGAGUUCUUCUGGGCGCAUGGAUUGAUAUCGGAUUCUACAUACAAAUUGUUCACUUCUGUUUGUAACUAUUCACGAUAUGUGAGUGAAUAUUACAGAGAUAGUGUUUCUCUGAUUUGUUUAAAGGUGAUGAGCCAAGUGAAUAGAGAAACCAGUAGAUUUGUGGACAAGUAUGAUGUUACCCUUGAUGUCUGUAUAUCGUCUGUGUUCUCACAAUCCAAAGUCCUGAGUCCUAAGCAAGUUGGUGAGACAAUAGAUGUCUGCGUGGAAGAUGAAAUAGUAAAUUAUCUAAACAGGAGAGAUGUGCAGAUGGCUCUUCAUGCACGUCUUGUAGGAGUACGUCGAUGGGCUGUUUGUAGCAAUAUCCUCAACUAUGAGCUACUUGACUUGGAGAUUCCAACAAUCUCAAUCGUUGGAAAACUCAUCAAGGCAGGAAUCCCAGUCUUGGUUUACAGUGGAGACCAAGAUUCUGUCAUCCCUUUGACUGGAACAAGAACAUUAGUUCGUAGACUAGCAGAGGAAUUAGGACUGAAAACUACUGUGCCGUACAGAGUCUGGUUUGAAGGGCAACAGGUUGGUGGCUGGACUCAAGUUUAUGGUAACAUUCUUUCAUUUGCCACCAUUAGAGGGGCAUCCCAUGAAGCUCCAUUCUCGCAGCCGGAGCGAUCACUUAUGCUGUUCAAGUCCUUCUUAGUAGGCCGGCCACUUCCAGAAGCAUUCUGAUCUUACUGAUCGGAUAUUGUACCAGAUACUCGAUCAAGUUUGUAUGUAAAGUUUGAUUGCAAAAAGAUUAAUCAAACUGCAUUUGUUUGUUUGUUGGCUCCUUGGAUUUGUCCAUUCUGUGAAUGUAAAAGAAUUUUGUAAAGAUCUCAAGUGAAAGGGAAAAUAAGUGUUUCUUUGGUUCUUUUUA